This is a messenger RNA of Medioppia subpectinata, 825 nucleotides long. The record is from the annotation of a GenBank genome assembly. Lineage: Eukaryota; Metazoa; Arthropoda; Arachnida; Sarcoptiformes; Oppiidae.
AUGCACGACAACCCGCGACCCAAUAUAGCACAGGAACGGCGGGCGGAGAUCGAGCGCCGGUGUUUCGACUCAGCGACCGGUCAAUACCGGUGCGACGAAAUCGGUUGCGGCCGUGAGGUCGCCGAUUACUGGCCGUUACGUAAGCACAUGGAGGGCGUCCACAUACGGACGCCCACAUUCGCAUGUCAUUACCCCUCGUGUGGUAAAAUGUUCAAGUACAAAAACACACUCAACACUCAUAUCAGGCACGUCCACACACGGCAGCGCCCGUUCCAGUGUACGCACGACGGCUGCGACCGCCGGUUCCCCAAUCAGAACCAAUUGGAUAUACAUCUAGUCGUACACCAGACGGAACGGCCCGUCCGGUGCGAUCACGAGGGCUGCGGCAAGAGUUUCAAGUCUGACAUUCAUCUCAAAGCCCAUAAAGUCGGGCACUCAGGCCGACGGAUGGUGAAGUGCACCGUCGAUGGCUGUGACGCCCGCUUUUUUAACCACAAACAGAUGGCCAAACACCGAGUGCUCGAACACGGCUUCGAGCGGCGGGCUAUAGUAAAAUCGUUUGCCUGUAUGUGGCCGGGAUGUGACUACAGGGCCAACUGUAAUCACCGGCUUAGUUUGCAUCAAAACACUCACACCGGCGCCCGUCCUUAUCAGUGCGAAUGGCCCGACUGUGGCAAAGCGUUUCCCAUUCCCAAGAGUCUUAAGGAUCACAUGAAUAUACACAACAAUCUCAAGCCAUACGCCUGUCAUUGGCCCGGAUGUCAGUACCGGUGCGCCAAUAGUGGCAAUAUUGCUAAACACUAUAAACAAGUGCACCAAAAGUGA